AUGGAAUGGAAUGGGGAUGUGAUUACGGUACAAGCAAGGGGAAAAAAGGAAGCUGUUGCUGCAACCACUGCAAUCCAAGAGGAUAUAUUUUUUGAGAUGGGAGUUGAUCCAAGCUUUGGGUUAGCUUGCCUGGGCAAAGUACAUGCGGUUUAUGAGAAUGAUCUGGAUUUGGUGGUUCGCUUUUAUACAUUACUCGCAGUGGAAGAGAUGGCAUGCAAGGAGGCUGAGCUGGGAUCAGACAAAUUUGUUGAGAGAAUGCACAUGCAGCGCAACUUACAGGAACAGCAACUUGAGAUGCUAAAGCACAUGCGCAAAUUUCACCUGGAUGAUCAGUAUGCAAUCCUUGAGAAGUUGCAUCAGCAGAUGGAGGAGGCCAAUUUUGAAUGUGGGGCAUCAGUUUUGUCUGGGGAACAGAUUCAAGAGGUAGUUCGAAGGAGGAUAUCGCCUGUAUUAAUGCCAAGGUAG
Molecule: messenger RNA, 465 nt
Organism: Malania oleifera
Lineage: Eukaryota; Viridiplantae; Streptophyta; Magnoliopsida; Santalales; Ximeniaceae
Exons: 6
Coding region: 1-465 (154 amino acids)
Source: RefSeq, a predicted model, not a curated record